CAGCUCAUAAGUGCCCACGGCGAAAAAUUAAGCCGAAACGGGCGCUCAGCUGUUGAAUAUGGCAUCCAGAACAGGAGCAAUGCCGCGCGCUAUCUCGGCGCGUAGUGAGGCUGCGCAGCUCACGGCUCACCCUUGCCCACGCCUAAAAAUCAAUUGAGCCCGGAGCCCAUAUAUACCGGACCGCGAAGUAUCCGUGAAAACCAGGAUAAGUACGCAGAGGAUCGAAAACGCACACGAAAAUAUCAAGAUGAAACGCUACUCCAGGAGGAUUUGGCGGAAGAUCAAAGGCGGAGAAGAUGGUCAUCCUUCGUCCGCAACCCCCCGGGUGGUCCUUGAUCAACAAAACCUUGGGAAAUUCCCAGAUGCAACGCAGCAAAUAGCGGAGGUGAAAGGAACCGAUUUGUGGCAGAUCGCUUACGAGGAACUAUCUCCCGCCGACAAAGGCACGCUUGCAAGCAUACAGCAAGUUGGACAACCAUCCCUUCAGCGUAGCAAAACUUUGGAGGUAGUGGAUGACGUUAUCGAGGCGACAAAGAAGCAGUAUGAAGAGUAUCAGAAAGGAGGCCUGAAGAUAAGGAAGGGGCCGGAGAAGGAUGACAUCAAUCUCCGAGAUAUUGCACACAAGAUUUUGAAUGCCACUUUAUCUUUCCGAGGCAUUGCCAAUGUGCUCGUGGCGGGUGAUCAGACUGGUUCAGCCUCAAUUGCUUGGGGAAUCGUGUUGCUAGGACUGACAGUAACAUACAAUCACCACCAGAUACGGAAAGCCCAGUUUCAAUCAGCCGAGUUUUUAACCGAUGUUCUUACACGAUGUGCCUUUAUCGAAAAGGAGCACUAUCACGAUAGCCGCUACGCAACACAGGAUAAGGUUGAGGUUGCCAUCGUUCAGGUUUAUAAAGGUAUCUUACGCUAUACAGCACAAGUACACCGAAUGCAAAAAGCCAAGGUGGGUGAGAGGUUACUGGAAAGCCUUUUCCCGGUAACAAGCCACCCACUCAAAGAAAUUGAGACACAAAUCAGAAGCGACGAGGUAAGGCUGCGCCAAUGGGUCAGACACGAUGAGCAUUUACAGAGCCAAGCAAAAGCCGAAGAGUUGCUUGGGCGGAUAGAUGAAUUCAUAGUGUUGUUGAAGAAUUUGCACCGAAAAUUUGAUCUCUAUAACCUACCAGAUGCCGAAGGGGCUUCUUACGACUCAUAUCAAGAUCAACAUGAGGAAGAGUGCCUUGAUGGGACAAGGGAAGAGCUUCUUCAACAAGCCAGUGAUUGGGGAAGUUGCUCACAAGGAGAGUGUCUCUUCUGGUUGAACGGUAUGGCCGGCACAGGAAAGUCGACAAUCGCACGAUCGCUCGCCAGGAGCUUUGAAGAAAAGGGCCAACUUGGAGCGACCUACUUCUUCAAAAGGGGAGAAGGUGACCGCGGCCAUGCGAAGAGAUUUGUUUCGACAAUUACAAGACAACUUAUUGCGGCGAUCCCCGAUCUCGCAACUGGCGUCUCCAAAGCCAUCGAAGAUGAUCCAGAUAUCUCGAGACGUGGCUUCAGGAUACAGUUCGAAAAGCUGCUUCUUGAACCUUUGAGCGAGCUGGAUGAUAGUCAAAACAUGACCACAUACGUGAUCGUAGUCGACGCACUGGACGAAUGCGAGGAAGAGCAGGAUAUACGGCUUCUAUUGCAACUGUUUCCCCGUAUUCAAGAGUCAAAGUCUGUCCAGCUACGAGCCUUUAUAACCAGCCGCCCUGAACUACCAAUACAACUAGGCUUCCAACAGGACACAGUAAAGGAUAACCACCGGGAUCUUGUUCUUCAUCAGAUUCCCAUGCCUGUGAUAGAGCACGAUAUUGCUUUGUACCUGACACAUAAGCUGAGGAUUAUCCGGGAGACUCGGUCACUACCUCCGGACUGGCCUGGUGAUAACAUCCUUCGGCAAUUGGUCAAGAUGUCAGUACCUUUGUUCAUCUUUGCGGCCACCGUGUGCCGUGUGUUUGAAGACUACGAUCUGGAUCCUGAACAAAGUCUCACUGAAAUCCUCGAAUACCAAAAUGAAGAAUCGAAGUUGGAUGGAACAUACCUUCCAGUACUGCAAAGGCUUUCGACUCAUAGCGGCAAGCGGCACAAAAUGAUUGUCGAAGAAUUCCAGGAAGUGAUUGGCACAAUCAUAAUACUUGAGGCGCCACUUUCUGUCAGCUCCCUGUCUGAGAUCCUUGGUAUUCGGAGGAGCACUAUUAAUACUCGCUUGGGCCGACUCCAUGCGGUACUCAAUAUCCCAGGUGACGAGACGAAGCCUGUCGGACUCUUCCACUUGUCAUUUCGAGACUUUCUACUCGACCCAGAGACGCGUGAGAAGACUGAUUUCUGGGUAGACGGUAGGCUAACGCACCGAAAGCUCGCUGGCAAGUGUCUUGAGAUCAUGAGAAGCAGACUAAAAAGGAAUAUGUGCGAUCUCCCAUAUGAAGGUUUUGAGCGAACUGAAAUCAACACAGACACCUUUGGGAAACCCGUGAGAGGUUUCAUACCAUCGGAACUAGAAUAUUGCUGCCGAUACUGGAUACGCCAUAUAGCACAGUGCAAGGACCCAGUGGAGCUAGCGGAUGAAAUCCACGCUUUCUUCCGAGAACAUUUCCUUCACUGGGCCGAAGUCAUGUGUCUUUUAGGUUAUGCAUCCGAGAUUGUUGGAAAUAUCGAGACCCUUCAGUCGAUGAUAAAGAAACAGGAAGAGUCCGAAGCAUCCAGAUUCUUAUAUGACGCAAAACGGUUCAUGCUGAAGUGUCGACGUAUAUCUGAUGUUGCGCCACUUCAAGUGUAUUGCUCAGGGUUGAUAUUCGCCCCGGCCAAGUCACUCAUUGGAAGAGGGAGUGAAAUACCCAGAUGGACUAAGAGGUUGCCAGAGGCUGAUGAAUAUUGGAGUGCGGAUUUGGAAAGCAUUGAUGGCCAUAAUGGCAUGGCGGUUCGAUCGGUGGCCUUUUCACCAGACGGACGAUGGCUGGCUUCAGGCUCCGAUGACAAAACCAUCAAGAUUUGGGAUGUGGCGACCAGUACGCUGCACCAGAGCCUUGAGGGUCAUGACGACUCGGUGGUAUCAACAGCCUUCUCACCAGAUGGACGCUCACUGGUAUCAGGGUCUCACGACAAUACUAUCAGGCUCUGGGACCUGGCGACCGGUUCAUGCCAGACCCUGGGAAGCCACGAGGACAGGGUUUGGUCCGUAGCCUUCUCAGCUAAUGGCCUGCUGAUAGCAUCUGGCUCCGACGACCAUUCGGUCAAAAUUUGGGACCUGGUGAGCAGCUCACAUCAGACACUGAAAAGCCACUUCAGUCGUAUUUGGUCUGUGGCGUUCUCGGCCGACGGGGAAUGGCUAGCGUCUGGCUCCGAUGACAAGAGCAUUAAACUUUGGGAUCCCAUAUCAGGUGAGCUGAAACAUACACUUGAGAAAGCUAGUUGGUUUGUCGAGGCAGUAGCCUUCUUCCCGGAUGGGCACUUGGCGUCUGGAGCGGGUGCUGUUCAGAUCUGGGACCUGGAGACGAGUACCGUGCGACAGACGCUCGGGAACGUGACAGAUAGAGUUUGGGCAGUGGCCGUCUCCUCCAAUGGACGAUUUUUGGCAUCCAGCCAGCUCCACGAUAGAACGAUCAGGAUAUGGGAUUUGACCACUGGCAUGGUGCAGCAGACAUUAGUCGGCCAACCUUUUAGUGCUCAAAGUGUUGCAUUCUCUCCUGAUGGGCGACUGCUGGCAUCUUGCUCUGCGGGCAACAUCAUCAAGCUCUGGGACUUGGAUAUCAAAUCUGAAGAGUCGGAAAUUGAGGGAACACCACCAAGAACUGAAAACUACUCCACACUGGCCUUUUCGACAGACGGACAAUGGCUCGUAUGUGGUGUUUUUGACGGUAUCAUCGAGAUCUGGGACUUGGGUCUGGCGCUCCAAGGUGACCCCGCGACCAGCGCCCUGCGGUUGAUCCUCGAGGAGCAUAGCCGUGGUAUAUCAACUCUGGCAUUCUCUGCGAAUGGCAAAUGGCUGGCAUCGGGAUCGUAUGAUAAAACCAUCAAGAUCUGGGAUUGCAGCACCUUCCGCAGCGGUACAGCGAGUGAUGCUCUGCAUCGAGCACUCGAGGGACAUGAUGGCAGUGUUCUGAGAGUAUUGUUCUCCCCAGAUGGACAGAGGCUUGCAUCCAUCGCUGAAGACAAGACCAUCAAACUCUGGGAUUCUGUUACUGGUGCUCUUCAACAUGUUAUGCAGGGUCACCAGUACAUGGCUAGGUUUCUGGCUUUCUCACCCGAUGGACAGUGGCUUGCAUCUGCUGACAAUGUGAUCAACGUCUGGGACACGAACACUGGUGCUCUGCUGCAUCGGAUUGAAAUACCUGGAUUCUUAGGGGAGCUCUCAUUCACCAAAGACGGGCUUCAUCUGGACACGACUUUCGGGCUUUACAGUAUUCCGACAGCCGAUCCCACAAUUCCUGCUGACAUUCUACCGAAACCGGAGCUUUGUCUUGUGAAGCAGCAAUGGAUCACUGUGAAUGGGAAGAAAGUUCUCUGGAUACCACCCGACUACCGCGGGCAUGUGGCCGUUCGUGAUAGACUGGUCGCUCUAGGAACUAAGCCUUUAGGGCGGCGACCGAGGUCACUUGCGCUGUUCGAGUUUUGAUGAUAAAAUU
Messenger RNA from Aspergillus costaricaensis CBS 115574, 4643 nucleotides. RefSeq names its product WD40 repeat-like protein. The transcript is spliced from 4 exons. Bases 248 to 4633 code for a protein of 1461 amino acids. Gene Ontology annotation, biological process: negative regulation of transcription by RNA polymerase II. Gene Ontology annotation, cellular component: transcription repressor complex; nucleus. Lineage: Eukaryota; Fungi; Ascomycota; Eurotiomycetes; Eurotiales; Aspergillaceae. Gene Ontology annotation, molecular function: protein binding. The record is from RefSeq and is a predicted model, not a curated record.